AUGCUUCGCCCCGCCACCUUCCGUUCGCUCGCUCGCGUUCCCAACAUGCGCGCUGUCAGCGCCGCCAACGCCGCGCGGUGGUACGCUAGCUCGUCGGACAAGUUUGUGCGCAUCGUCGAAGUGGCGGCUCGCGACGGCCUCCAAAACCUCCCUCCUCCCGCUGUCCCCACGCCAGUGAAGAAGGAGCUCAUUCAGCGCCUCCUCGACUCGGGCCUCAAGACGAUCGAGGUUGGCAGCUUUGUGCGAGCCGACCGCGUCCCCCAGAUGGCGGACACCCCUCAGCUCCUCCCCCAGCUCCCUUCACUCGCCAAGGCCGUUGACACGCACUACCCUGUCCUCGUGCCCAACCUGCGCGGAAUGCAGGGUCUUCUCGAGCUCGACAAGGGUCAGGAGCGCCUCACGAACGAGAUCGCAGUCUUCGUCAGCGCUACCGAGCCCUUCUCCAAGGCGAACAACAACGCCUCCGUUGACAAGGUGCUGUCUGGCCUCCCGGCCGUUAUCGACCAGGCAAAGGGCAAGUACCGCGUGCGCGGGUACGUGUCUUGCGUCAUGACCGACCCGUACGCUGGUCCCACGGACCCCAAGGACGUCGUCAAGGUCGCGCGCAAGCUCCUCGACAUGGGGUGCUACGAGGUGUCGCUUGGUGACACGACUGGCGAGGGUAACCCCGAGGCGUGGAAGAAGCUGUGGCAGGCACUCAUUGACGAGGGUAUCCCCGUCGAGAAGAUGGCCGCCCACUGCCACGACACGUUCGCCAUGGCCGUCCCCUCCAUCCUCGCCCUCCUUCCCAUGGGCCUGCGUAUCGUUGAUUCGUCCCUUGCUGGCCUUGGUGGAUGCCCAUACUCGCCUGGUGCAACGGGCAACGUCGCGACCGAGGACGUCGUCUACGCGCUUCACAAGCUCGGGUACCAGACUGGUGUUGAUCUUGACAAGCUUGUCGAGGAUGGCAACUGGCUCUGCAGCACCAUUGGCAUUCGAAACGAGUCCAAGGUCGGUCGCGCGCUUGGUGCCCGCCAGGCAUUGAAGAAGAAGAAGGAGGCCGAGGCUGCUGCUGCCACUAUCGACGGCCACUACCAGCCGACUGAGGCCACGGACAGCCCGGUCGACAUGACGAUGGAGGUCGAGAGCUCGUCCAGUAGCCUGUGGGAGUACAGCGAGUUCUGCUCGCCACCAUCGCCAACUCCCACCACGUACGAGGAGCAUGCUCCCGACGGACUCCAAACUUUACCACGCAGAGUCGGGCUUGUCGUCCUCAGCCUGUCACUACCCGCAAAAGUCAACAAACAAGACUCGCAGGGCGCCCCCGUCAAGCACUAG
This is a messenger RNA of Cutaneotrichosporon cavernicola, 1317 nucleotides long. RefSeq lists its product as uncharacterized. The transcript is spliced from 3 exons. Gene Ontology annotation, biological process: ketone body biosynthetic process; L-leucine catabolic process. The record is from RefSeq and is a predicted model, not a curated record. The coding region runs from base 1 to 1317 and encodes 438 amino acids. Gene Ontology annotation, molecular function: hydroxymethylglutaryl-CoA lyase activity. NCBI's taxonomy places the organism in Eukaryota, Fungi, Basidiomycota, Tremellomycetes, Trichosporonales, Trichosporonaceae.